This is a messenger RNA of Hyaloscypha bicolor E, 1908 nucleotides long. RefSeq names its product BRRG2, response regulator. Gene Ontology annotation, biological process: phosphorelay signal transduction system; regulation of DNA-templated transcription. The coding region runs from base 1 to 1908 and encodes 635 amino acids. The transcript is spliced from 7 exons. Lineage: Eukaryota; Fungi; Ascomycota; Leotiomycetes; Helotiales; Hyaloscyphaceae. Gene Ontology annotation, molecular function: sequence-specific DNA binding; phosphorelay response regulator activity; DNA-binding transcription factor activity. The record is from RefSeq and is a predicted model, not a curated record.
AUGGAGAAGGGAGGUGAUAUGGGGGGCUCGGCCGCCAACAAUUCCAGCGAUUUUGUUCGCAAGUUGUACAAAAUGCUUGAGGACCCUUCCUAUGAGUCUAUCGUCAGAUGGGGCGAGGGAGGUGAGAGUUUUGUGGUUCUGGAAAACGAAAAGUUCACCAAGUCCAUCUUACCAAAACAUUUCAAGCAUAGCAAUUUUGCCAGCUUCGUUCGGCAACUCAAUAAGUAUGACUUCCACAAGGUCAGACAGAACAACGAAGACAACACUCCAUCCCCAUACGGUCCCAAUGCGUGGGAAUUCAAGCAUCCAGAAUUCAAAGCGAAUAACAAAGAUUCUCUUGAUAACAUCAGACGAAAGGCACCCGCCCCAAGGAAGCCCGCGCAGAGCAUGGACGAUCCCUAUCCUGCGCAACAGAUGGAUCUUGUCAAUAGCCAAUUAGUGGCAACACAGCAACAGCUACAGCACUUAUCUGAAAGAUACCAAGAUCUUGCGCAAGGACAUGUUGUCUUGCUGCAGCAAGUUGUUCAGUUACAGAAGUUUGUUAAGAACCACGAUGGGGUUAUGCACAGGGUGAUGGGGUUUCUGCAUACCGUUGAUGCUCAACGGCGAAACAGUCGAAUCGGGGGUCCAUUCGGAAACGGAACAGGUGCUGGAAUGGGCGGCGGAGAUCCUAUGUCGAAUGAUGGACUAAUCGAUGAUCAUCCAGCCUCACCACUACAGCAAGCCUCUCAACUACUCGACGAAUUUUCAGCUGAGAACUUACCGAACAAGGAACUCGAACAGAUGACUCAUGAAUAUCACCUACGAAAUGAUUUCUCAACCCCACCAAACGACCAUGCAGGCUCGUCUAUGGCACCGCGCUCUGACAACCCAAGCACACAUCUCGGCUAUCCGGUAGGCAAUGACUUAGACAACAUGGUAUACCCAGUAGGACACACGAACGGUAUCGACCCUAUCAACAGCGAACACAUCCACAAUAUCCCCUAUGCAUUGCCUACGAACGGAAUGCUUCCCGGUGAUUCUAUGCCAGAAAUGUUGCCUGAAGGUGGCUCAACCAGCAGCCGGAAGAAAGGUUCGGUCGAGUCAGUAUGGGGGAUGACCAAACCGCGAAUAUUACUCGUCGAAGAUGAUAAAGUGUGCGCACGGAUAGGAUCGAAGUUCUUGCAAGCAUUUGAAUGCGGUGUCGAGACUGCUCGGGAUGGUCUUGAGGCCGUGAACAAGAUCAAUAACGGCGUCCUUCAGUUUGACCUUAUUUUAAUGGAUAUUAUUAUGCCUCACCUCGAUGGCGUCUCGGCUACGGUUUGCAUUCGAGAAAUACGGCCGAACAUUCCCGUCAUUGCCAUGACUUCGAACAUAAGAGCCGACGACAUUGAUAUGUAUUUUCGAUAUGGCAUGAAUGACGUUCUACCGAAACCGUUCACAAAGGAGGGCAUGUUACGAGCUCUGGAAAAGCACCUGCCACAAUUUAAGAAGAACGCGCAAUUUCCUCCUUCGUCGAUGCCCCAUGGUGGAGGUUUCGUAACGCCAAGUGCUACUCAUCCCCCUCUCGGCUUGAAUGUAGGGCAGCUUUCUGCCACUCAAUCUCUCAAGGAGUCAUCUCCGGGUAAGUCACCUGCAACAGCAACAUCGUGGCACUCGCCAAUUCAGCUGCCAGGGGAAUCACCUAUAGGAGCUCCUUCCAAUUAUAUGCAGCAAGCUAUGGGAGAUAAUCGGCCAUAUACUAUGACACCUACGCAUCCUCACCCGCAAUCUGGUUUCCCAGCACCGUCGCCCCAAGGCGGCUUGGGAGGGCCGAGAACAGCACCACAUCGAAGAGUCAUGUCCGACAUGACCGGAGGACCCCCAGAAGAUCACCCAGAGAAGAGGCAAAGGAUGUACCCCCCGCCUCAAAGUGCCUUCCCCCAAUGA